AGAAAAUGGUGUGACAAUUGAAACAACAUCCCAGGAGACACGUUUAUCCUUUAGCCAUGUAAAUAUGUAUGACUUCGGCGAAUAUCAAUGCGAAAUAAGCAAUUUAAAGGGAAUCACGUCAAAGACAAUUAGGCUUGAGCAACAUGAAGAAAUGCAAUGGGAUAUUUCACCAUUUGAUUCAAAUAUCACAGCGUAUAUUGGUGACAAUAUCACAUUAGUAUGCAACACAGUUGGAUUAACUGAAUGUCAUGAAAUGUCCUGGAUCAAAAAGAACAGUUAUGGUACCAACGAAACUACUAUUGCACGCAAUAAGCAACUCGUUUCAGAUGGGAGUGACGAUGACGAUAGCCAAGCUAGAUAUCAUCUCGUUCCCAAUACCAUUCAGUAUACAGUUGAAAUACAUGGUGUUGAUGUAAGAGACGAGGGCCAAUGGGAGUGCAGAGUCGGGGAUGGAUAUACUCAGCAAACUGAGAUUGUCUGGAUUUCGCUGAAAUAUAUUGAAGGAAACAGCAUAACGUCAACAGUAAUAUCAUCUACAGUUACUAUGGCAACCUUAUUCGUACUAUCUCUUAUCAUCUUGUCGAAAUUCAUAUGAAGAUGGCAUUUCAGAGUCCGUUGUUUGGAUGCGUUUUGAUUAGUUAUACUAGAAUCCUACUGACAAUCGUUCAUUGUAUACAGAAGUAGUUUGUAUAUAAAUUGAUCACCUUUGUGAUGUAAUUUGUGAAGAUAAAUUCAAAAUGGGGAAAUUGUUAAAAGAAUUAAUUUGGUACACAUCAUAACUUUUCUUGUAUCCUGGGACGUAAUAUGAUUACUCUUUACUCAAUAUGACAUAUAUAGCGUUAUGACACAAA
Messenger RNA from Saccoglossus kowalevskii, 851 nucleotides. Its product is annotated as neural cell adhesion molecule L1-like protein. The record is from RefSeq and is a predicted model, not a curated record. Gene Ontology annotation, biological process: homophilic cell-cell adhesion. Gene Ontology annotation, cellular component: plasma membrane. NCBI's taxonomy places the organism in Eukaryota, Metazoa, Hemichordata, Enteropneusta, Harrimaniidae.